Molecule: messenger RNA, 1799 nt
Organism: Zea mays
Lineage: Eukaryota; Viridiplantae; Streptophyta; Magnoliopsida; Poales; Poaceae
Exons: 3
Coding region: 267-1052 (261 amino acids)
Biological process (GO): positive regulation of DNA-templated transcription
Cellular component (GO): nucleus
Molecular function (GO): sequence-specific DNA binding; DNA-binding transcription factor activity, RNA polymerase II-specific
Source: RefSeq, marked provisional
GAGAGGGGGAGAGACACAGAGGCCUCACUCCACACACUGUCUUGUCUCUCAGUCCCAGAGCUUUCUUGGAUCGCGAGGAAUCCACUGGAAAUUUUGCAAUUGUAGUAGAGAACUGUAUCGUCCGACGAAGGUGCAUGGUGUUGGCCAUGGGUCACGGCAGGGAACAGAGACGAGCAGGUCGGCGCUCUCCCCCCAGCUCAUUGAUCCUGUCCUCGCUAUAAGGUAGUCCUGCGGUGGCCUCCGAAUUUCACUCGAUCGAACACGACAUGAAGCGGCCACGCGGCGCCAGUCCCCCUCUGGCUGCGAUGACCAAUCCGAACGAUGAUGGUUACGGCGUGGUCGGGAUGGAGGCGGACGCAGACGCGGACGCGGACGAGGAGAUGAUGGCGUGCGGCGGCGGCGGGGAGAAGAAGCGGCGCCUGAGCUCCGAGCAGGUGCGCGCGCUGGAGCGGAGCUUCGAGGUGGAGAACAAGCUGGAGCCGGAGCGCAAGGCGCGGCUGGCGCGCGACCUCGGCCUGCAGCCGCGCCAGGUCGCCGUCUGGUUCCAGAACCGCCGCGCCCGCUGGAAGACCAAGCAGCUGGAGCGCGACUACUCCGCGCUCCGCCAGUCCUACGACGCGCUGCGGCACGACCACGACGCGCUGCGCCGCGACAAGGACGCCCUCCUCGCCGAGAUCAAGGAGCUCAAGGCGAAGCUCGGGGACGAGGAGGCAGCGGCGAGCUUCACGUCGGUCAAGGCGGAGCCGGCGGCCUCGGACGGGCCUCCCCCCGUAGGGGUGGGGUCGUCCGAGAGUGACUCCAGCGCGGUGCUGAACGACGCGGACCCGCCCGUGGCGGAGGCGCCGGUGCCGGAGGUACGGGGUACUCUUCUUGACGCGCCCGGCGCCGUGGCGGCGAACCAUGGCGGCGUGUUCUUCCACGGGAGUUUCCUGAAGGUGGAGGAGGACGAGACGGGGCUCCUGGACGACGAUGAGCCCUGCGGCGGGUUCUUCUCCGUGGAGCAGCCGCCGCCGAUGGCGUGGUGGACCGAGCCCACGGAACACUGGAACUGAACCGAGGCGGAGGUAGAUGCAGCGCAGCGUAGACUCGGGAUCUGGGCCGAGCGGUGGAGGAAUAAAGAAUUCGGAGCGAGAGGCGGGGGCUUUUCUGCAAAUUUUGUAAAAUGGAGUUUUACGUAGCCCUCUUUCGUCAAUUCUCGCGCGAAUAUUUUAGCAGUAGCAGUAGUCUUUAGGAACCCAGUCGAGAUCAGUACCUGGUUGCGUUUGGACUCGAAUGCAAAAAAAAAUGCAAGAAAAAGAGAUGAGACCAAACACUGAUGCAGAAAGGGGAGAGAGGGACAGUGGGAAGAGGAGUGUAGAGGAAGAGCUGAGCGAGGUAGGGAGUAAAGGACAAGCUGUAUGUCACUGUUAGUGGGCCCAGGGCCACGUGAAAGUCAGGCAUUGUUGGCGCCCAAUUGACCGCCGGACUUGUCAGUGAUGCGGAUCGGCGACGUGAACGUGUCUGGCCGUGCGCUCCCCCAAUGGCCUCUUCCGCGGAAGCGUGGCUCUGGCUCCUUCGUCGACCUGUCGUGCGUCUCUGUAUCUAAUUUUGGAUGCUCGCCGACGCCGCUAGAUAGCUGUUUGGAUGCCGUGCCGUGAGAAAUGGCGAUCGUUUUUGUGCCCUCUUGCUCGAGCAGAUGCUUGUCCUUGUUAUAAAAAAAAACCCUGCGAGGUGUUAUAUAGGCUAGUGUGGGGUUCUAUCUUUUUCUCCAAUAAAUAUGUAGCCCUUUAUAAUAACUAAUGAAUAAAAGAUAACGCAAG